Eremomyces bilateralis CBS 781.70 is the source of this 685-nucleotide messenger RNA. RefSeq lists its product as uncharacterized. The transcript has a single exon. Lineage: Eukaryota; Fungi; Ascomycota; Dothideomycetes; Eremomycetales; Eremomycetaceae. The coding region runs from base 130 to 495 and encodes 121 amino acids. The record is from RefSeq and is a predicted model, not a curated record.
AUUUACAACUAGAAUCUGAGGACCUGUGAAAUUGCCGCCGAAAAGAGCGGUUUCUGACGCCGUUUUUGGCGGCAUUUCCACACGACCUGGUCAUGAAAAUCAACUCUUCUCCUCCCCAAACACCCCGUAAUGCCAAGCGCAUGUGACUCUGUCCAUUAUCAGUUUCUUGAGUUUCAUGAAUUUAGAAAUCGGGAUCCCGUUUCUGCACUCAACCCAUCCCAACUUUCCAACAUGCUCUGCCACCCCUCUAGCCGCUACAGUCGGCAGCAUCCAAAAAUGAUCGUAUAUAAAAGCCUACCGUGUGCUGCCAUGCCCUUCAUCCUCUUAUCCUAUCCCUUCCUACCUGCUUUUAUCUUCCCUUCUCCGGCAUCCCUACGGAUUCGCUCUCUCGUAUGCCGCCCUACUCCCAGCUGGUCUUACCUUUCUUUCGCCUCUCUUUUCACUUUCUCUCUACCCGUGCUUCGCCAUGGGAAAGAGGGCGCUUCCUGCCGUUAACGCAGAGGAGCACUAGCACUGGACUCGGCCUAUCCUCUGCGAUGAGACCCGAGCGAGGCUCGAGCACUUUCGAAGCCUCGGACACCUUCCUCUAAACUUUAAGCCUAAAACACUUCAGGGUAUCGCCGUAGUGGAGAGAUAUUGGCGCAGGUCGGUCACCUUUUUCGACAUUGCUGGGCAGAUAAUGCUA